GGAUGACUCUUGAGGCCGCUAUCCUGAAGGAAAAAGGACUUUCUGAUCAAGUCAUACAGACCAUGAUCAAAGCACGCAAACCUUCUACCUCUAAGAUCUACCACAGAACCUUGAACUGCUACUGGUCAUGGUGUACACAGCAAGACAUUGAAUUCCGAGACUGCAACAUCACAGCAAUUCUUGACUUCCUUCAGUCGGGUCUGUCCACGGAUCUCCAGCUAGGGUCCCUGAAAUCCCAGGUAUCAGCACUCUCCAUACUUUUUCAGCAGCUAGACCUACAAGAUGAUAUUCACACCUUCCUUCAAGUCUCUCGACUAGCUCCCCCUUUUCGAUGGCCAGUCCCCCCUUGGGACUUGAAUCUUGCCCUUAAUGCACUUUUGGAGGAACCCUUUGAGCCUCUGGACUCGGUGGACCUACAAGCACUUACGUGGAAGAAGUGUAUUUUUGGUAGCAAUCUCCUCCAUUGGACGCAUAUCUGAACUGAGAGCCUUAUUCUGUUCACUGCCUCUUCUCAUUUUUCAAGAAGACUGAGCUGUCCUCCGCACCACUCUCGGGUUUCUACCUAGGGUGGUCUCAUCAUUUCCCAUCAAUACAGAAAUUGUUCUUCCCUCAUUCUGCAACAAUCCACAUAAUGAGAAGGAGGCCAAGCUACAUCAUCUCGAUGUGGUUAAAGCAUUAAAGACCUACGUCACUCACACCAGACCUUUCAGGAAGACGGAUACCUUGUUUGUUAUCCCAGCAGGACCUUCGGAAGGCUCUGUCUGCUACCAAAACCACACUUGCCCAAUGGAUCAAAGAGGCAAUAAAGCAAUCUUUUUUUGGCUACGGGCCCACUCCACUCAUUGGGAGCCUCUUGGGCUUACCGUAACAUGGUGUCUGCUGAUCAGGUAUGAACAGCAGAGAGAUAAUCUAAACCAGCAAUCUUUCAAUAUGGAACAAGCCAAUUAUACUAUCCAGACACUAAAGGACACAAAAACAACGGUGGAUGCAAUGAAAGUAGGAGCCAAGGAAAUGAAAAAGGCUUACAAACAAGUCAAAAUUGAUCAGAUUGAAGAUUUACAAGAUCAGUUGGAGGAUAUGAUGGAGAAUGCCAAUGAAAUUCAGGAAGCACUUAGUCGAAGCUAUGGAACACCCGAAAUUGAUGAAGAUGACCUUGAGGCUGAGCUGGAUGCUCUAGGAGAUGAACUUUUGUUAGAUGAUGACACCUCAUAUUUGGAUGAAGCUGCCUCUGCCCCAGCUAUCCCAGAAGGGGUUCCCAAUGAUUCCAAAAAUAAGGAUGGAGUACUGGUUGAUGAAUUUGGUCUGCCACAAAUCCCUGCUACAUAAAUACAUCUUGCCAACUACAGCUGCAGAAUUUCCAUUGAAUAACACAUUUUAUUUAAUAUUGCAUUUUGUAUAGUUUCUCUUAACUAUUUAAAAAAAGACAAACGUUAGACAAUUCACUCUUUUUUGAUUUUUCUUUUGGAAAAAAAAAUCUAGUUGUAAGUUACUACACCACCAAAAUGUCUUACUCAUCUGCAAGGACAUGUAUGCAUGCAUGCAGUGGAUAAAACUUCAACCCUUGCCAUAAUUUUGCAAUGCCUUGUUUUGCAAACAUGUCAGACGUUCUGACUUGUAUGAUGUUCUGCCAAAUUUUCUUGGUAUACAUUGGUUUAGUGGGUUGGGGUGUUUACUGAAUGUCAAGUAGAUCUGAGGACCAUAAUCUUCAAAUUUAUUUAUAUACAGUAGAAUUGUGGAAUUUCGUUUACACAGAUAAAAUAUUACUACAGGCUUGUUACCUCCCACUUUUUUUUUGCAUAAUCAAAGAAUAUAUAAUUCUAAGUAACUGUCAAGUAUACACUAAUUAAAGAUUUUUAAUUAUAGUCGAAAGAAGGGUUUGUUUAUCCCUUUUCUCUGUUGACCCUUAAAACUGUGUGACCAGUGUCAGGUCCGAUCUAGGUCUUUUUAUCAGCUGCCUUGCGACUCGCAGUGGUCAGCGCUAUGUGUGCAUAGAAUGUAAGCAGGCAGAUAGUCUGCUUUUAAUAGCAAUGCAUUUUCAAAUAUCUUAAUGUGAUGUAUAUUGGAAAUUAUCUUAGAAUUACAUUUUCAUUCACUGUGCAAAAAUCUGUUUCUGGGUGGAGGACCUCUUAAAGAAGUGUCUUUAAAUUACUUAUUAUUACCCCAUGGUUGUGCUAGAGCUUGUGAAUAUUAUUGCUUUGUAACUUCUUUUGAUAAAAGCAAACCUUUUUAAAUAAUCCUGAAUAUUAGAACACAGAUUUUCUUUGGAAACGAUUGCUCAGUCUAAAAAUAUGAAACUGUUAAUAAAGAGAGAAAUAAUU
This is a messenger RNA of Xenopus laevis (African clawed frog), 2318 nucleotides long. RefSeq names its product charged multivesicular body protein 5 L homeolog (gene chmp5.L). Gene Ontology annotation, cellular component: multivesicular body; endosome membrane; cytosol. The coding region runs from base 787 to 1326 and encodes 179 amino acids. The transcript has 6 exons. The record is from RefSeq and is a predicted model, not a curated record. Gene Ontology annotation, biological process: vacuolar transport; late endosome to vacuole transport via multivesicular body sorting pathway; vesicle budding from membrane. Lineage: Eukaryota; Metazoa; Chordata; Amphibia; Anura; Pipidae.